Messenger RNA from Morus notabilis, 2276 nucleotides. RefSeq names its product tubby-like F-box protein 8. Lineage: Eukaryota; Viridiplantae; Streptophyta; Magnoliopsida; Rosales; Moraceae. Gene Ontology annotation, molecular function: protein binding. The coding region runs from base 540 to 1814 and encodes 424 amino acids. The record is from RefSeq and is a predicted model, not a curated record. The transcript has 6 exons.
GAGAGAGAGAGAGAGGAAGACUUUUUAGAGAGAGAGAGAUAGAGAAAGGAGAAGAAGAAGGAAGAGAGAAGAAAAGAAAAAGAGGGUGAGGUUGAGCUGGUUCUGUCUGAUCUUCUUGUUGGUUGCUAGAAUUGGAAGCUUUUUAUUUUUUUUUCUGCUUAAAGUCAGAAAAUCUCUCUCUAGAUUCCACGUCCUUUUUUUUUCCUUUCUGUUUGGUUCUCGGGAAAAUUCGCAAGCUCGUGAGGUUCCAGCUUCUCUGAUCCGUCUGGAUUUGAGGGUUUCAGUUGCUUCAUUUGCAGGAAUUUUACCAGAAAGCCUUGAUCUUCUAUGUUGGUCAGCGAUUUUUGCAAGAGUCUUAAGUUGGGAAAUAAUGGGUCUUUGAUCAUGUCAAGGAUUUCAAGUUAGUAUUUUGAAUUUUCAGCUUCCUAGUGCAUAAUGGUCUCUGAUUAUCUAUUGAAGUAAAGUAGAAUACUGUUUAUGCAAUUUUACUGAAGAUAUAAUCAUAAUUAGCGUCCGGGGCAAUUUUUGCUGUGGAGUAAAUGUCGUUUCGCAGUAUAGUCCGCGAUGUUAGGGAUGGGUUCGGAAGCCUAUCUAGGCGGAGUUUUGAAGUGAGGCUUCCCGGCCAUAGUAGGGGGAAAUCACAUGGCUCCGUCCAUGAGUUACACGAGCAGCCUCUGGUGAUCCAGAAUAGCCGAUGGGCGGGUCUGCCACCUGAACUUUUGCGUGAUGUGAUUAAAAGAUUAGAGGCAAGUGAGAGUACAUGGCCUGCACGGAAGCAUGUUGUUGCUUGCGCUGCUGUUUGCAGGUCAUGGAGGGAAAUUUGCAAAGAAAUUGUUAAAAGUCCUGAAUUCUCUGGCAAAAUUACCUUCCCAGUCUCUCUAAAGCAGCCGGGGCCUCGGGACGGAACCAUACAGUGUUUUAUAAAGAGGGACAAGUCGAAUUUAACUUACCACCUUUUUCUUUGCCUUAGUCCUGCGCUGCUUGUUGAAAAUGGGAAAUUUCUUCUUUCUGCUAAGCGAACACGGAGAACAACCUGCACAGAGUACGUGAUCUCCAUGGAUGCAGAUAACAUAUCACGAUCAAGCAGCACUUACAUUGGAAAACUCAGGUCUAACUUUCUAGGAACCAAGUUCAUAAUUUAUGAUACUCAGCCUCCCUACAAUAUUGCUCAGCUGUCACCACCUGGCAGAAGCCGUAGAUUCUACUCGAAAAAAGUUUCUCCAAAGGUCCCAACAGGCAGCUACAAUAUUGCCCAGGUGACAUAUGAGUUAAAUGUACUAGGCACUAGGGGUCCACGCAGAAUGCAUUGCGUCAUGCACUCGAUCCCUGGCUCAUGCCUUGAGCCUGGUGGUGCUGUUCCUGGCCAGCCUGAGCUUGUUCCUCGUUCCCUUGAGGAUUCUUUCCGGAGUAUUUCUUUCUCGAAGUCGAUUGAUAAUUCAACAGAGUUCAGCAGUGCUCGGUUCUCAGAUAUCAUUGGUCCCCGUGAUGAAGAGGAUGAGGGCAAGGAGAGACCACUGGUCCUGCGGAAUAAAGCUCCAAGGUGGCAUGAACAGUUGCAGUGUUGGUGUCUUAACUUCCGUGGAAGAGUGACAGUGGCCUCUGUAAAAAACUUCCAGCUAAUUGCCGCAACGCAGGCUGCUGCUGGUGCACCGACGCCAUCGCAGCCAGCCCAAUCUGACCAUGACAAGAUAAUUCUUCAGUUUGGCAAGGUAGGGAAGGAUAUGUUUACUAUGGACUACCGGUAUCCGUUGUCGGCAUUUCAGGCGUUUGCCAUCUGUUUGAGCAGCUUCGACACCAAAUUGGCAUGUGAAUAGCAGAGAGAAAAAAAAAAAUUUGAAAAGCGAUUGUGGUAAGAAAUAGAAAAGAAAAAAAUAGCUGGCAGUGUUUCUUUUCUAGGUCUUUAUAUAAAAUGUUGUUGUUGUUGUAUGGAAGCCAUGGUAGACUGGAACUCCUUGCUAAGAGACCGGAGAAGUGCAGAAACAAUAUCAGUGCACAAUAGGCAGGAGUCCUCUUUAAUUUGUAUCUUUUGUUUUAGUUUGCUUCAAUUGAUUCCCUCGUUUGUGUUCUUUUUGUUUUAACUUGUGUUGUUAUAUCAUAUGCUUCGGAAAGAAUUAGAUUAGACUUGAAAGGGUCCUGUUUGGUAGGCUCAAUAUGUGGCUUUUGUCUUUUUAACUUUCUAUCUGUUUACGCUGCAACUUUUAAAGAAAUUCUGUAAUCGCGCUGCAACUCUGUUGUUGGAAUCUUAAGCAGAAUGUUAUGGUUCCUUUUUCUUUAUU